AUGGAAUAAUAAAAAGCACCAAUAAUAUCUUUAGAGGCUAAGGUAUCUGCAAUUGAAUGUCCAGCCUUCAAUUUAUUAGAUGACAAAAGCAAGCAUUAUGCCUACUACUUUACAAGAGCUUGUUGGGCAGGUGCAAAGAUUUGUUAUUUUUAAAGAUCAUAUGAAGCGCCAGGAUUAUUUUAUUUGUUGUAAAAGAUAUUUUAGAAAGAAUCAGUAUGAAUAAUUUAUAUUAUCUAGACAACAGAAGUAAGGGACAAGUUAUUGUAGAAUGAAUUCACAGAAAAUUAGGUUUAAUAAUUAUAUACUUAUAUCUCUGCAUUUUUCUAAAAUUGUGGAAAUUAUCUUAGUUUUGGUGAUUCAAAGUUUAUUCCUGAAUUGCCUUAAGAAAAAUUUCUAUAAUUCUUGUAAUUAACAAAGGCAUAUUCAGAAUAAUAGGAAGAAUUUACAAAAAUAUGGAAUUUAAUAGAAAAGUAUAUUUAUUCAUAUGAGAAACCAUAUGGAUUAUUGGAUUUAUUAGAGAAAGGAGGAUCUAAUUCUUAUUAUUCUCCAAAUUUAAGUAAGGAAUUGAUAGAAGAAUUGGAUUAAUUUUUACAUAAACAAAACUUAAGUGAAUUAAAUACUAGAGUAAUUUUAAAUGGAGAUAGAUUGGAAUUAUUGGUAGCAUCAUCAGAGAGAUCAGACAUUGUAGAAUUAGGUGAAAUUUAAGGUAAAAAAGUAGUUGCUGUUUAUGGUGAUUUUAAAUCUUUUUUGAAUGGUGUAGCUACUAAUUUAAGAGAAGCAUAAAAAUAUGCUGCCAAUGAAACUUAAGUUAAAAUGUUAGAGGAAUACAUUAAACACUUUUAAAGUGGAGAUAUUGAAUAACAUAAGGAAAGUUAAAAAUUAUGGAUAUAAGAUAAAGGACCAAUUAUUGAAACCAAUAUUGGUUUUAUUGAAACAUAUUUAGAUCCAAUGAAAGUGAGAGCAGAAUAUGAAGGAUUUGUAUCAAUAGUAAAUUAAGAAGAAUCAAAAUUACUUGGAAAUUUAGUUGAGAAGGCAGAAGAUAUAAUUAAAGAUUUACCUUGGCCUAAGGAAUUUGAAAUUGAAAAGUUUAGCAGACCUGACUUUACAUCAUUAGAAAUAUUGGCAUUUGCUUGUUCUGGUACACCAGUUGGCAUUAAUAUACCAAAUUAUGAUGAUAUUAGAUAAAAUUUAGGAUUUAAAAAUGUUAAUUUAGGAAAUGUUUAUGGUAAACCAAAUAGGGAUUCUGUUAGAUUCUUAUAAGGAACAGAUAUUGACUUAUUCAUUAAGUAUUAUAAAGAAUCUUUGUUUGUUGUUGUUGCAUUACAUGAAUUGAUUGGACAUGGAAGUGGUAAGAUAUUUAUGGAAGAUAAAGAAGGAAAAUUGAAUUUUGAAAAUGUCAUAAAUCCAUUUACUAAUGAAAAAGUAACAACAUUUUAUAAACCUAAUGAACAUUGGCAUGCUAAAUUUGGAGAAUUAUCAGGUGCUUAUGAAGAAUGUAGAGCAGAUAGUGUAGCCUUAUAUCUUAGUACCUAUGAUGAUGUAGUUUAAAUUCUAGUACCUGGUAAAACUAAAGAAGAAAGAGAUGAAAUUGUAAAGGCUGCUUGGCUUGAUAUCAUUAUGGGAGCAUUAAAAGGACUUUAAUAUUAUUCAGCUGAAUAAUCAAAAUGGGGAUAACCACAUAUUUUAGCUUCAUAUGUGAUUCUGUAAUCAAUAAUAUAAAAGGAUCCAUCUUUUGUUUAAUUUAUCCAUUCAGAAUUCAAUAAUAAACCUUAUUUUACUGUUUAAGUAGAUUAUAAUAAAAUUUGGACUGUUGGCAAAGAAGCCAUUGCUGACCUUUUAAAAGGCUUAUAAGUAUAUAAAUCAGUAGCUGAUGGUGAAAAUGGUAUGAAAUUCUUCAAUAAAUUCACUUAAGUUGAUCAAUAAUUCCUUUAACUUAGGGAAAUUGUUUUGUAAUAAAUAUUGAUUUAUUUUUAGGACUCAUAAACAACCAAGAAAGAUUGAAUUAUAACCAGAUGUCAGAUUAAAUAAUGGAUAAAUUGAAUUAGUAGUAUUUCCAGAAUCACAUGAAGGUGUUAUUCAAUCACAUAGUAUAUUUAUUAAUUUAAUAUAUAGUAUUCCAUUAUUAGAAUGAUGUUGAAGAUGUUAAACAAGAGUUUUUAGAUAGAUAAUAAUAUUUUAAGAAUUGAA
Paramecium pentaurelia is the source of this 2187-nucleotide messenger RNA. The record is from the annotation of a GenBank genome assembly. Lineage: Eukaryota; Ciliophora; Oligohymenophorea; Peniculida; Parameciidae.